GGACAUUCAGUCGACUGCAGUUUCACUCUAAUUGAAUGAUAAUUGUUAAUUUUGUUCAUUUAUACACGCGACAGUGUAAAUUUUUCAAAUACCAUAAGAAUUUUACAAAAAAAAAUUAUUAUCUUUAUCAAAAAUAAAUCUUAAUUACAAAAAAAUGUUUCAUAAUUUAACUUUAGUGUCACAAGUGAUUCUCAAAAGUGUUUUAAUGAAAUUUACAAUUUUUUAAACUUGAAAAUGUAAUUUCAUUAUUUACAACAAAAAAAAGUAAAAUACUUGCUUUUAAAUGUUUUUUUUUAUAGAGGAAUCAACAAAAAUGAUUAAUUUCUUUUUGAUUAUGAUAUUCUUGAUACUAAACACAGGAAGUCAAUCAGAUUUCUUAGAGUCAAAUUUUCAAGAAAUUGUUUAUCCCACUGUAAUAUCGCGAGAAGAAAUUCGUAGAAGAAGAUCUCUAUUUGAUAUUGAUGAGAAUUCAAUAUUUAUAUCACUAAGUAAUUGGACAUUAAAAACAAAAUUAAACAGUGCAUUAAUUAUUCCAUCAUAUUUUGAUAUUGAUUGGAUUCAUUUAGAGGAGAUUAAAAAUGAAAAAUCCAAAUUUCCAUUGAAUUGUCAAGCGGUUCGUGGAAUCAUUGAUAAUGAAGAAAAUAAUUCUCUAGUUAUAUUGACAAUAUGUCAAAAAGAAUUUUAUGGUUUAAUGAUAAUUGAAAAUCGUUAUUUUUUUCUACAACCAAUAAAAAAUGGAAAACAUCUUCUUUUUGAGGAUAAAAAUAUUAAUUGGAAAUCGAUAAAGAAUGAUAAUAAUUUAUUAUUACAAACAAAUAAAAAGAAAGAAUUUAGGAGAAUAAAGAGGGAUGAGAGAAAAGAAAAUUUAGAAAAAUUUUACAAUUUAACUGGUGAUACUUUUGAAAUAGAAAGUGGAAAAGUUUUGAUUGAUGCUGAAAAUCAGGAAACCUUGGAAAAAGAGCCAAAUUUACAGGAAGUUGCAUAUUUUUUCGAUAAAACUUGGAAAUGGGCUAAACUUCCAAAAAGAAAAAUUGUUUAUGAUAACGUCUAUCCACGAUGGUUGGAAAUUGGAAUCGCUGCAGAUCAUUCAGUAGUUGAGUUUCAUGGUACUCGAAUGCAACAUUAUAUUCUUGCACUUGUAAAUAUUGUCAGUGCAAUUUACAGUGAUCCAUCAUUAAACUCAAAUAUGAAACUCGUUAUUGCAAAAGUAAUGCUAUAUACGAGUAAAAAUGACAAUAUGAUUUCUCCAGGAAAUGCUAGAAAAUCAUUAGAAAAUGUCAACAAGUGGCAUCAAAAAUUGUUAUCCACUACUGAAGAAUCACACGAUGUUGCUGUAUGGCUGACGAGAUUAGAUAUUGGAGGACCAUCUGGAUAUGCUCCAGUUUCUGGAGUUUGUGAUCCUUCUAGAUCAUGUGCUCUUAAUCGUGAUGAGGGCUUAAGUAGUGCUUUUAUAAUUGCACACGAAAUUGCUCAUAUUCUUGGAUUAUCACAUGAUGGUGAUAUUGAUUCUGGAAAUACUUGUGGAGAAGAGGCAAUUUAUGGUAGUGUCAUGGCACCAAUGGUAGCAGCAACAUUUCGUCGAUUUCACUGGUCAUCAUGUUCAAGAAACGAAUUUCAUCGAAAGGCUCAACAAUGGUCGUGCCUGUUGAAUCAACCCACAGAAGGAGAAAGUACAACACAAAUUAAAGAAACUACCUUAUUUACUUUUACAAUGGAUGAACAGUGUAGAAUGGAAUUUGGUGAAGGUUAUCAAUUAUGUCGCAGCAUUGAUUUACUAGAACCCUGUUCCUAUUUGUGGUGCGGCAAACCGAAUAUAUCAAAAAUUUGUAAAACUAAAAAGGGACCACCUUUAGAUGGAACAGAGUGUGGUGAAAAUAAGUGGUGUAUAAAUGGAUUUUGUGAGUCUAUUGAUAUGAAAUUUAAUUUAAGUCCACUAGAACAUGAAAAAAAUGAAUCUUUAAAUAAUUGGAGCAAUUGGGAUAAAUGUUCAACAACCUGUGGAAUUGGAAUACAAAUAAGAACAAGAAAAUGUAGCGAAUAUAAAACAUCCAUGGAGAAUAAUUGCAAAGAGAAAAGUCAAGAAUUUAGAAUUUGUCAACAGAAUGAUUGUCCAACAAUGGUUGAUUUAAGAUCACAACAGUGUUCUCAACUUUCAAGUCUAAUUGACAUGGAGAAAAGUUUAUUAAUUCUCUACAAUACAUGGCUUCCUUAUGUAUCCGAAAAAGAGGAAUUAAAAUGUCAAUUGAUUUGCAGAAGUAAAGAAAGUGGAAAUUUAUAUAUUAGCAACAAGAAUCUUAAGGAUGGAACUCCAUGCUCAUAUGAAAAUAGUGAUAUUUGUGUUAAAGGGAAGUGUUACCCAAUGGGAUGUGACAAAGUUUUAAAUUCUGAAAAAAUAAAAGACUCGUGUGGGGUUUGCGAUGGGGACAAUUCAACAUGCGAGAAUGUUGUCAAAAAAUUUCAGCGAAAAUUGCGUAGACCUUCUGUACGAUUAGGCGUCAUUCCAUCAUCAUCAUACAAUAUCAGAGUCGAUGUUAGUAUUUCGGGAUUAAUGUACAUUCAAAAUAAUAGUGUAAUUAUAACAAUUAAAGAUGGACGAAAGCAAAAAAAUGAUAUCAAAUAUUUCGAUUCACAAGGCAAGGGUAAAAUUGUCAUUGUAGAAGGAGCAGCAUUUCGUCCUCAAAGAAUUAAUGAAACUUACACAAUGUGGGCUAGAGGUCCUCUUCUUAAAGAUAUUGUUGUAUCCUUAUCUCUAUCAGAUUUGGAUGUAAGAAAAGGAGUAUUUAUAUUCGCAUUGUUUCGCUAUGUCGUGAAUCGGAAUCAGAGAAAAGAAAAUAAAUAUAAUUGGUUAUUAGGAGGUUGGAGUUCUUGUUCUGUUACUUGCGGUGGUGGAUAUCGUCAUAAAACAUUAGCAUGUAAGGAUAUGGAAACAGGAAAAAUUGUUCAUAAAAAAAAAUGUCAUCUUACUUUGAAACCAUUGGCAGACGUUGAGAAAUGCAAUUCAUUUAGUUGUGAAUUUAAAUGGUUGGAAGGCUCUUGGGAAGGUUGUACAAAAACUUGUGGAAACAACGGUUAUCAACAGAGACAAUUAUUUUGUGUACAUUCUUCAUUUACAGAUAGUCACAUGACGAUGGACAAUGAGCGUCUCGUUUAUAAAACUAUGGUCUCUCCUGAUAAAUGCCAAAUGCAAAAGGAGCCAAUUACAGAAAGAGAAUGUAAUAGAAUUCCUUGUGCAGGACAAUGGGUAUACUCAGAAUGGUCUUCGUGUUCACAAAGUUGCGGAAUUGGAAUACAAUCGCAAAUUGCACGUUGUGUUCCACUUGAAGGUGAAUCGUUUGCCUCUUGCAAUGGUACAUAUUUACCUGACAAAAUGCGAUUGUGCAGAGGAGCAAGUAAAAGAAAUCCAAAUUGUGCAAAUUAUUGUCAGAAAGACAAGAGUCAAUAUUGUACUCUAAAAAAUCUUAAACGUUACUGCCAAAUUCCAGUUUUUCGACGAAAAUGCUGUCACUCUUGUAAAAAGAAUUAAAAAAUCCUGAAAAUUUCUAUACCAAAAAUUAUAAGAGAAAAAUAAAAAAAUAGAGUUAUGGUUAAUUUAAAAAAAAAAAAACAUAUUGAGAACAUAGUAGACUAUAGGUUUUAUUUUUACUCGAAGUGUACAAUGCAUACUGACAUCGUUAGUGCUAAAAUAAAGAAACAGAAAAAAAACAAUAUUUAUGCAAAACUAAUGCAACACAAAGAUUCAGGACAAUAGAAAAUAAAAACCAAAACUUUCAGACUGUAAAUCUAUGGCCAUUCGAUCAUACAAGUUUUCCUACGUUUAAAAAAAUAGCAUAAAAAGAAAAACAAAUUGGCCGAACAAGGCGACGAUUAUUCACAAAAAUUUAACUUGCCAGCGAUUUUUUUUCGUUUCUUAUAAUCUAAAAACAGUCGCUUAUAGUUAUAAUAGAAU
Molecule: messenger RNA, 3946 nt
Organism: Leptopilina boulardi
Lineage: Eukaryota; Metazoa; Arthropoda; Insecta; Hymenoptera; Figitidae
Product: A disintegrin and metalloproteinase with thrombospondin motifs 3-like
Exons: 15
Coding region: 284-3523 (1079 amino acids)
Biological process (GO): extracellular matrix organization; proteolysis
Cellular component (GO): extracellular matrix
Molecular function (GO): metalloendopeptidase activity
Source: RefSeq, a predicted model, not a curated record